Messenger RNA from Maudiozyma barnettii, 1110 nucleotides. RefSeq names its product phosphoprotein phosphatase 2A catalytic subunit PPH21 (gene PPH21). The transcript has a single exon. Lineage: Eukaryota; Fungi; Ascomycota; Saccharomycetes; Saccharomycetales; Saccharomycetaceae. Gene Ontology annotation, cellular component: cytosol. The record is from RefSeq and is a predicted model, not a curated record. Gene Ontology annotation, molecular function: protein serine/threonine phosphatase activity. The coding region runs from base 1 to 1110 and encodes 369 amino acids. Gene Ontology annotation, biological process: mitotic cell cycle; peptidyl-serine dephosphorylation.
AUGGAUGCUGAUAUGGAUGUGCCUAUGCAUGAUGCUGUCUCUGAACAACUCACCCCGACUAUUACAGAAGAUGUGACCUCUAACAAUGGGGAUGUCAGUAAUGGGUCUGGAGAUUAUCAGGAUAUCGACUUUAAACCAGGUUCGUCUGGUAUUGCCGACAAUAAAUCGUCUACCCCUUUACAGUUGACUCCAAAUAACAUUAACGAUCUAGAUAAAUGGAUUGAACAACUUGGUCGUUGUGAAAUGCUUUCAGAAGAUGAUGUGGCAAGAUUAUGUCGUAUGGCUGUAGAUGUAGUACAAUUCGAAGAAAACGUGAAACCUAUUAAUGUACCUGUGACGAUCUGUGGUGACGUUCAUGGUCAAUUCCAUGAUUUAAUGGAAUUGUUUAAGAUUGGUGGUCCAUGUCCAGAUACUAACUAUUUGUUCAUGGGUGACUACGUCGAUAGAGGGUAUUACUCUGUGGAAACCGUCUCAUAUUUAGUCGCUAUGAAGAUUAGGUAUCAACAUAGAAUCACCAUAUUAAGAGGUAAUCAUGAAUCUCGUCAAAUUACUCAAGUAUAUGGGUUUUAUGAUGAAUGUUUACGUAAAUAUGGUAGUGCAAAUGUAUGGAAAAUGUUUACAGAUUUAUUUGAUUAUUUCCCAAUCACUGCAUUGGUAGAUAAUAAAAUCUUUUGUUUACAUGGUGGUCUAUCUCCGAUGAUUGAAACAAUAGAUCAAGUACGUGAAUUGAAUAGAGUGCAAGAAGUACCUCACGAGGGUCCUAUGUGUGACUUACUAUGGUCAGAUCCUGAUGACAGAGGCGGAUGGGGGAUUAGUCCCAGAGGUGCAGGGUUCACGUUCGGACAAGACAUUAGUGAACAAUUCAACCAUACCAACAACUUGACUUUGGUAGCUAGAGCUCAUCAAUUGGUGAUGGAAGGUUAUGCUUGGUCACAUCAACAGAAUGUAGUCACAAUAUUUAGUGCCCCAAACUAUUGUUAUAGGUGUGGGAAUCAAGCUGCUAUUAUGGAGGUAGACGAGAAUAAUAAUAGACAAUUCUUGCAAUAUGAUCCCUCUGUAAGACCAGGUGAACCUACAGUUACAAGAAAGACCCCUGAUUAUUUCUUAUAA